AUGGACCCAGGACAGGAACUAGAGGAAAGGGUCCUGGGGAGGACACCCCUCUUCAGACCUCUGCCAGAGUCUGAGAGUUCCGACCUCUGCGUGCUGCGGGCGGCCGCCUGCCAGACGGAGGAAGACUACUUCCGCUACCGGAUCCUCUUCGAAGACCUGGACCGCAAUGGGGACGGCGUGCUGGACAUCCUGGAGCUCAAGGAGGGGCUGAUCAACUGGAACUCCUCGUUUGGCCCCAACUCAGAGGAGGAAAUUUUGAAGGCUGGAGAUACAAAUCUUGAUUCAGGAUUGGACUUUGAAGAAUUUGUGCGGUAUCUUCAAGACCAUGAGAAAAAAAUGAAGUUGGCAUUUAAAAGUCUGGACAAAAAUAAUGAUGGUAUAUAUAUGUGUUUUCAUAUAUUUUUAAUAGAUGCUUCAGAAGUAGUUGCUGCUGUGGGAUCACUGGGUUUACAUAUUUCUGAAGCUCAGGCAAACGAUAUUCUGAAAAGCAUGGAUAGUGACGGAACCAUGACAAUAGACUGGGAUGAAUGGAGGGACUACUUUUUACUUCGCCCUGCAACAAGUAUCAGUGAUAUUAUUCGUUUCUGGAAGCGUUCUACCAUAAUUGACAUAGGCGAGAGUAUAGCUAUUCCAGAUGAGUUUACUGAACAAGAAAGGAAGUCUGGAGACUGGUGGAAACGUCUGGUGGCAGCAGGAAUAGCUAGCGCGGUUGCACGGACAUGCACAGCACCUUUAGACCGUCUGAAAGUCAUGAUGCAGGUUCAUAGUUUAGAGUCAAGGAGAAUGAGAUUGACUAGUGGGUUUCAGCAGAUGGUAAAAGAAGGAGGAAUUCUCUCUCUUUGGAGGGGAAAUGGUGUAAAUGUUUUUAAAAUUGCACCAGAGACAGCACUCAAGGUCGGGGCCUAUGAACAGUAUAAGAAAUGGCUUAGUUUUGAUGGUGCUAAUAUAGGAAUUCUUGAAAGAUUUAUAUCUGGAUCAUUGGCUGGUGCAACUGCCCAGACCUGUAUUUACCCCAUGGAGGUAAUAAAGACUAGACUGGCCGUAGCUAAAACUGGAGAGUAUUCAGGGAUUAUUGAUUGUGGCAAGAAGCUCCUGAAACAAGAAGGUUUCAAAACCUUUUUAAGAGGUUACGUUCCUAACUUGCUAGGCAUCGUACCUUACGCAGGUUUAGAUCUUACUGUUUAUGAGCUUUUGAAGAAUUAUUGGCUAGAACAUUAUGCAGGAAACUCCAUGAAUCCUGGGGUGAUGAUUUUACUGGGAUGCAGUACUUUGUCUCACACUUGUGGUCAGUUAGCCAGCUUCCCUUUGACCGUUCUUAGGACUCGCAUGCAGACUGAACAUAUGAUGGAAAAAGGAACAACAGCUCCUUUGAUUCAUCUCAUUAAAGAAAUCUAUAACAAAGAAGGAAAAAGGGGAUUUUAUAGAGGUAUCACUCCAAACAUCAUAAAGUUGCUUCCUGCAGUAGGCAUCGGCUGUGUGGUUUAUGAAAAAGUGAAACCAAUUUUGGAUUAACCUAG
This is a messenger RNA of Tupaia belangeri chinensis (Chinese tree shrew), 1517 nucleotides long. Its product is annotated as calcium-binding mitochondrial carrier protein SCaMC-1. Gene Ontology annotation, cellular component: mitochondrial inner membrane. Lineage: Eukaryota; Metazoa; Chordata; Mammalia; Scandentia; Tupaiidae. The record is from RefSeq and is a predicted model, not a curated record. Gene Ontology annotation, biological process: transmembrane transport. The transcript has 12 exons. Gene Ontology annotation, molecular function: calcium ion binding. The coding region runs from base 1 to 1512 and encodes 503 amino acids.